UUUAAUAAAAUUUUCCCCAUAAAUAGACAAGAAUAAACCUGGUGUGCUCCAUGAUUCCUGUUCUUUCCGACAACAAAGCACUUGAAUGAGACGACUUCAGAAGUGGGAAGUAGGAAAUUUCCGAUAGCACGUGAAGGCAGCAUGUUUUACAAAGCAGUUGCGAAUCGGUUCAACUGAAUCAAACCCUUUCAAAAGAACGAUUCCAUUGCGAAUCGGACAUCACUGAGGAGGGAUGAGGGAGGGGUGGAGUGGCCGAGGAGAGGCUGUCUGCGUUCAGAUGGAGGAUUAAGCUGGUCCCUGUCCUGACAGCAUCCAGCACACACUCGCAGCCCAAACAUUAUCCACACACCUGUCUGUCCCGUCUGAAUCAGCCGGAUCCACCUGCUCCCUUCAUCCCGUGCUGGCUCUCCAUCGCUGGACCGCACCGGUCCACACCCCCGGACCGGACCGGUGUCCUUUCAAACCACGAGCAGAUGAGUUCUCAUUGGUCCUGAUGGUUGUGAGGGCCCGCCUCCGCCACCUCUCAACCAAUCCACACAAGAGAGAUGUGACGUCCAAUCACACGCUGACAUUUCUGCGUUCUGGAGCUGUUAGGACACAAGCCACACCCAGUUAGAUGGAGGAGAGAGAGAGAAGCAGAAGUCGAUCUCCACGCAGGGUCCGUCGGGUGGAGCAGGUGGUGGGGAAAUGGCUGCGCCGUUCUCGAGACUCUCUCAGCAGGGAGCGUAUUUUAGGAGGCAGGAGGUCUCGCUCUGGGGAUUCGGGUCAGCAGAACUUCCCUGUGAAGGUGACGGUGGAGGUGAUCAGAGACGCUGUGCUGGACUCCCAUGGCUUCACUCUCUCAGCACAGCACCCCCUGCUGGUCAGGGAUGUCACUCCAGGAGGCCCAGCAGACGGGCAGCUUUUUCCUGGAGAUCAGAUCCUAAAAGUGAACAAUAAAGCCAUAGAAGAUCUUUCCCCUGAAAACACGGAGCAGAUAAUUAGGGAAUGCCAGGACUCUGUAACCAUGACGAUCCUCAGAAAUAUGACGAAUCCCAAGUCUUCAUUCAUAACAGCAGAGAAGAGGGCUCGCCUGAGAAGAAACCCCGUUAAAGUGCGCUUUGCAGAAGAGGUGGUGGUCAACGGACACACUCAGGGAAACUCUCUUCUCUUCCUGCCCAACGUUCUGAAGGUGUACCUGGAGAACGGCCAGACUAAAGCCUUCAAAUUUCACAAGACCACCACUGUCAAGGAUAUCGUGUUGACUCUGAAAGAACGGCUGUCCAUUCGAUCUAUUGAGCAUUUCUCACUGGUGCUGGAACAGCAAUAUAACAUCACCAAACUGCUGCUGCUGCACGAGGAGGAGCUCAUACAGAAGGUGGUCCAGAAGAAGGAUUCGCACGACUACAGGUGUCUGUUCAGGGUCUGUUUCAUUCCCAGAGACCCAAUGGACCUCCUGCAGGAUGAUCCCGUGGCCUUUGAGUACCUCUUCCAACAGAGUGUGGGAGAUGUGUUACAGGAACGCUAUGCUGUAGAGAUGAAAUGUAACACAGCGCUGAGACUAGCCGCUCUGCACAUGCAUGAGAAACUGGCGAGCUGCGGGCAGACGACAAGAGCAUCUGUUAAGAGCAUUGUUAAGGAGUUUGGUUUAGAGAGCUUCAUCUCUCCCACCCUGCUGAGGAACAUGAGAGAGAAAGAUCUGAGGAAAGCUCUCAACCACCACAUGAAGAAGAUCCAGUCGCUGCUAGAACCACGGCAGAAGGUGAUUUCUGCAUCUCAGGCCCGUUUGGCUUAUCUGACCCAGAUGGCGGAGCUGAUGUCAUACAGCGGGAGAAGCUACAACGCCACCAUGCUGCUGCAGGACAGGGAGUCGUUGGUGAGUUUGCUGGUGGGAGCGAGAUACGGGAUCAGCCAAAUACUAAACCACCAGCUCAACAUGAUCUCCACCAUCAUUGACUUCCACUACAUCACCCGAAUAGAGGUGCUCUCAGAGUCCGACAGAGUCAGCAUGGUCAAGAUCUACCUGCAGGACAUCCAGACCAUCUCUUUCUCCUGCAACUUGCAGCCUAUAGCCCUGUUAAUGGAAUCCGUAGCAGCUAAAGAUCUGGCCUGUCUCCUGGCUGGAUACUGCAAACUGCUGGUGGACCCCAACAUCAAUGUUUUUCGCUGGGGACCGAGACCUAAAAUGCGACGCAUUCCGGCAGAAGAAGGGUAUGUUUCUCGAUGUGGGAGCGAUUCUGAAGACAGUUCAGAGGAUGACUACGCCAUGGAGGGACUGCUGGACACUCCGCUGUCAGAGGACACUAUAUCCACUCAUACAAAUGAUGGCACGGAGGAAGGAGAGGAAGCCGAGGGGAAAAGUGAAGCAGAGGCAGAAAGGGUCAGAGUGAUUGUAACGCAUCCCUUUUUAGAGGACGAAGGAGACGAUGCAAGCAAGAGAGAUUCUGUUGGAAAUGAGGAUUACGCCGUGAGAAUGGACGCCCUUUUGGAGACUGGAUGGUACACGGAUCCUCGGAUCAACAGCAGCUUUUCCAGUUUGUCCAGUAACUCGCUGAACGCACUGGAGGAGAGUAUCAAGGCAGCCAUUGGUGGGCUUGGCCAUAUAGAUGCCUCUCUGGAAGAGAAGCCCAGUUCUGGGGCCUCAGGUCUGGAUGUCCAUCACCCUUUCCUCCUAGAGGCACCGGAGCGUUUGCAUGAGAGGGGCGGUUCAAACAAACCCGUACGACCUUGUGACCUGACCUACAAUAGUCACUCAGGCCUGUGCUUCUCUGAACUCUCCCAAAUGUCAGACAGCUUGCCAAGUCCGCCUGCGGCCAGCGACGAUGCAUUGAGUGAGGAGGACGAUGACGAUGAAGGAAAUGACGGUCGCAUUUCCGCCAUGUCAGCGGAAUUUGAGGCAGUGUUGGCCUCCUGUACCACUAACAGCAUAAAUGCUAAAUUAGCAGGAGUAAACUUUCAGGCACUCUUCACCAGGAUUCACAACCAUCCAGCAUGUAGACAAGAGGGAAAGAACUUCCCAAAGAACCAGACAAAUGAAGCUACACAAAAGGGACCAUCUUCAAAAAUAAUAGCACAAUCUGUGCUAAAAAGAACUGUGCCCUCAAAUGUCCUUGAAAAAUCGAAGGACUCUAGAGACAGUUUUUCAGAAUCUGAGGAUGAAUUUUAUGAUGCCCAAGAUCGAUUCACCCCUCCCGUCACAGAGCAAGGCCUCACAGAGAAAAGCUCACAUUUUGAGAACAUACGUCCUUCUCUUAGUAUUUAUGACAUCAAGGCUAGUGUGGACAAGGCAGAAGCUCAUGAAUUCAGAGACAGCAAGGAGGAGGACAGUGUCGCAUCAGAGAACCUCAAAGAAAAACCUUCUCUUGCCAACCAUUUCACCCCUCUGAUCCCUGAGUCUAAAAACCCUGAAUUGGAGGUCCAUCAGCCCUCAAUGAUUUUGCCCCCUAAACCUACACCUGUGGAGACUAAACCUUUCUCUGCUAACCACUCCAUGGGUCAGAAGGCCCAACACUGCAAUGGGGACAUCCCUGGCCGAAAUGCUCACCUUCUGGAGAUGGAGCCCGACACCAUGGAGUUUAAACCAGUCACGGGGCCUGGACCACCAAUGUCUUCCACACUAAUUACAGCUGUACGCCAAGCUACCCUUCCCCAACAGACUUUAGUAGACCUGGAGACUCCUCAAAAUGGACCUAGACCUCAAAAUGGAAUAUCUGACCAUGUCCCGGCCUGUCUAGAAAAGAAGACUACUCCAAAUCACAUUGAUCUUGAAGAACUUGAUAGUCAAGACAUUAAGCCAAGUCAGAAAGAGCCAACAAAUGCCAAAGGAACAACUAAAUUUGGGGAAAUCACAACAGACAGCAAGGGCACUCUACAGCAACAGUCAUCAGACUCUCUUGAAACUAAAAAAACAGAAAAUAAAGUCCCUCAGAUGAACACAAAGCCCCCAAUACCUCCAAAGCCAUCAUUCAUUGUUUUACAGCCACACUCAAAGGCAGUCAAUGCCCAGUCACAAAAACCUGAGGAAAAGACAAAAGUUCCCCCCAAUGGGCUUUCUCUACACCCCUGGUCUCAGAGAAAUGGUACCAGUGGUACCAGUACCUCCCCAGCCUCUACACUGAGUAAGGGUGUUUCUCUUAGCCACGAGAACCUAAGAACUGAACUAAAGGCUAAAAGCUCUACAGUCAAACCGACAAGUGCUUCAACCACUCCUACCCCAUCUCCAUCUCCCUUACCUUCUCCUUCAGUUCAGUCUGUAAAUAUUGUUCCUGAAGAUCCAGCUCAAACUGGGACUAGUUUCCCCAGUAGAACAGGCUCGUCCGGACGUCUGUCUACCACAGCCUUGCGUGGAAAAAUUCAGGAUAUGCCCUGGUACCUCACCCGUUCCCAAGAGAUCUUGGGGACUGUAGCACUCAGCAACACUAUUUCAUCAACAGGCAAUAAGACAACCAAUGGGACAGGUGUGAAUCAAGAAUCCAAGGUGUCCCCCAAGGCCACUUCAGUACCAUCUUUGAUUAACUGGAAAGAGAAAGAUGCUGAAGUAGUCAUUGUGAAGCUCAAAGAUGGACCGGAGGAAGUGACCCCAACUCCCGUGAAGGACACCAAUGGGAAACCUCCAACGUCAUCAAGCCAUCCUGACCUGAGGCAGAAAUUGUCCACAGAGGCCACAGAGUUGCACCGGCAAUUUGGGACCUGCAAGUCAGAACAACCUCAGGCACACAAAGGCAACCCUUCAGAGAUUCAACUUGACAAUGCUUCCUCUCUAUCCUCUGUAAGUCCUACCCAUCGUGAUGCAUGUGGCUGCCAUACAGUCUACGCCAACUGUUUCAGCGGAGAUACAGAGGACAACUGCGGCUUUGAUGAUGAUCUGACCGUCUACGAGUUCUCCCGUCGAAACCGGAUCAGUAAACCACCUCAACCCACCCCUGUUGCCUCCACUGCAACCCUCUCUGGUCCCUCUCCAAAUGUCCUAUCCCUACUCAGAGAUUCCCCUCGUCCCCUAUCCACAUCCUCAGAACUCAGUCCACUCCUGAUCCCACCCAGACCUUUGGAAUCUCUGUCCCUAGACCAAGGACCAAUAGAUAAUCCGCUCCGCUUUCUGCAAGGCCGCCAUUAUGUUACCGGUCAGAAAGGUACAGGGCUUAAAGACGGCUAUGCCUGUUUGCAGCGAGACAUUGAUGAACUUCUUUUGGUAUUGAAGAAAGGACCUUCUGCUGUACACCCUCCAACCCACAAGGGGGAAUGCCAAAACGACAAUGUGAAUAGGCAUUCGCUUUCAGAGACUGAGAGAUGCCUGGUUCAGACGGAGGCACGGAGGUUGGCAUCAGGAUGCCAGAGAGCCACACGGGUAGGAUGGGCACCUGACGAUGCUCUUCUGUCACUCGGAAACAGCUUUGGAGCCCUAGUGCAGCUCGCCUCAACCUGCAUGCGAGUUCCCUGUUCGGAUUGCGGAGGAUGUCAUGGAGAUAUUGAUGCAGAUGAGGCACUGGGGAAACUUGAGGAGAUCGUGGACCUGUAUAAGGAAUUUGUAGGCGCCGUAGAAACAACAAGAGAGGGCGAAGGUGUCAGGCUCUUAGCCAAGCAGUGUACUGUUCUCAUUUCAACAGUCUUCUCACUCACACAGCUGUUUCGGACACGGACACCAGACAUAGACAAUGGAAAUGUACCUCUGAACUUUUAAACUUUACCUUCCGGCACCCGCUUAAGGGAUCGUAGAGUGCGAGCAUAGAAUUGUACUUAAAGUAGCGAUGCCUUUCUGGCAUCUAAAAACUGAUUGUGUGCUGGCACACAAAAAUAAUAGUAAGUGCCGUGAACACACACACACAGUUAGCGAACUAACAAGUGAGAACUGUUACAUGUUAACCUGUUUGUCUUGCCAAGUCUCCCUAUAAACGUACUGGAAUUAUGCAUUCAGACAUAGCUAUUUUCUAACAGUUGUAUGUACAGUCUGUAGUACGUAUUUAUUUUUUACAUACAGUAUAUGUGCACCGUGGUUUCUAACCUGCCAUACCUGCAUUUUGUUUCUGUUUUUUUUUUUUUGUUUUAGGUGUAUGUGAAUCCCUACCUCUUGCUCUAACUGAGAUAAACAGUGUUAUGAAGCUUCACUUGUUUUUCACGUUUAGUUUAGUUGUGCUGCUCUUUACAGAUUGAAGGAACAAAGUGAACAGACACUCCACUAACCGCUAACAAUAGAUGCUGGGAUAAAACACUAAAAAGCCCAAAUACUUAUGCAGUAACGUUUCACCAGACUAUCCCAAAGGAUUUUAGUCUGCGAUACAGAAUGAGAGUUGAUGGCAAUAGAAGUGUGUCCGUUUGGGAUUUUUGUAAUUGUAUGUCGGCGUGUCAAGUUUGGCUUUUGACAUUAGUUUUUAUAUUGGCUUCUCAGCUGACUGUUAACCACAGAGAUUGGUGUGGUCCAAAGACAUAAUAGCACAAUUGGGGCGUGUUUACACAACAACGUUGUCACCAUGUUACUGUAGCACCCUGUGACCAAUCCCACCGAUAGCUAAACCACACAAUUUCUCACUCGUCCCUCAUUUUUGACUAUGCAAGCUUCACAAUUUAUAUUCAAAAUUUUCCACGUAUUAUACUUUCUUACAUUUUAUACAUAUCAAAAUUUUCAAUUUGUUGUAAAUCACUAAUAUUUUCACUUUAGAGGACUUCCCUGGCAAACUUAGGCCUUAUAUUUUAUCUUGGAGGAUCGUUGUGAAAGUUUUUUCAGUUGCAUCAUUAUGCAAAUGCAGAGUAUAUAUUUAUUUUGCCUUUUGUUCAUUUAAACAAAAAGGUUCAGGACAUGUUUUUCCUUUCAUUUUUACAAGUGGUGAACUAUGGAAUCUUGUUUCCGCCACUAAAUAUAAAAUAAAAAAGGCAAUUGAGACAUUUAUCUCACAAUUGUAACUUUUUGUUCUCAGAAUUGCAUAAUAUAAAUUCGCAAUUCUGACUUUAUAACACACAAUUGCAAGUUAUAAAGUCAAAAUUGCAAGUUAUAAAGUCAGAUUUGCGAGUUAAAAAGUCAGUCUUUUUUUCCCCUCAGAACUGGACUUUAUAACUCGCAAAUGCAAAUUUAUAUCUCACAAUUCUCAGAAAAGAAGUCAUAAUUGCGAGAAAAAAAGUCGCAAUUCUAACUUUAUAAACUCGCAAUUCUAACUUUAUAAUGCAAUUGUGACUUUAUAUCACACAAUUCUGACUAUAACUCACAAUUGUGAGAUAUUACAUUUCUGAAUUUAUAACUCGCAAUUGUGAUUUAUAACUCGCAACUGUGAGGAAAAAAAGUCAGAAUUGAGAUAAAAAGUCACAAUUAUCUUUUUUUUUAUUCUGUGGCGGAAACAAGCUUCCAUAGUGAAAAGCACCAUAUUUAGUAUACAUUAAAUAUUUUUUCUCAUUAGUGUAAAUCAUCUUUGAGGAAGGCCAGAAACAUACUCCAUACAAAUAUGUGAAUGCAAAUGCUUCUAAUGACACCAGCUCAAUUUCAUUGCGGAAAAAACAAUGCGGUACAAGUUGCUUUGCCUGUUUAGCAUCAUUGCAAGGGGUGCCAUUGCACAUUAGUGUAAACGGCCUAAUGUCAAGGCUGAGCAACAGUUUGAAGAGAAUCUUGCUGAGCAAGUUAUUAUAGCCAGUUAGCAGAAUAACAACAACUCCAACAUCUGAAGGAAACUCUAUCGCCCCCUGGGUUUGUUUAUGCAACAGAACAUGUUAAGUAUGUUAGUUGGAAGCGCACACUUGCAGUGCAGUUCUCAAUCAUUCAUGUGUGCAUUUCUGUACUUGCAUGGAGUUUGUUUCAGGUCCUAAAAUGCUCAUUUUGGAUUUAGCUGUCAUUAUUCAGAAAAAUAUGAUUGGGGAGAUCAUCAAAGAUCUAUCCUCUGAAUUUUGAGUACUCGAGCAGAUUCAGUUGCCCUGAUCUGAUCUCAGACCAGUAUUUUGUGGUAUAACAGUCAAGGGUUAAAAUUCUGUCUGUUUCCAGAUCAGGUUUAAAAGGGAAACUUACACCCAGAAUACAUAUUUAAAUCGCCCAGAUCACAUGACCAACUUGAGGUCACUGGAUGGAUUAUGACAUCAUACUUGUUCAGUUCUAACUAAGUUACUUGACAUUAGAGAAGUGCUUCCAGAUGGCAAGAAUAUCACCCAUAUUAGACACUCCACCCCCAUUAUACAAACACACACACACACACACACACACACUGCCAGACACUUGUGGUUAUCAAGUCAGAAGACACAAAGCUAGUUUGCAUCAAGGGAAAAGUCAUGAGAAGGAAAGAGAUUAAUAUGUAAUCUGUUAUCAUUCAUACUUUUCACAGAAAUUACUUUCAUAUCGAGCAUCAGAGAGCAAACAUGUUUCUGUAUAAAAUCUUCCUGUAAUAUGAAGGUCCUAUGAAUGAUGAAGACUGCCAUUGCAUUUGUAGCAAAUAUGAAGCAAAAAAAAAAAAAAAAACUGCUUGUAAGGACCAUAUGUAUUGAGACAUGUUGUAUGCAGAUCAAAGUGUGCAAAACAAUAAUCUUAAAUGUGGCUGUAUGUGAAUAUGAAGGCAAACAUCUGGAUGAAAUGAGAAGGGACAAUCGAGAGUACGUUUUGCAUUUCCUCUACUGUGUUCAUGAUAAUAAAGGUUUGAGUUUGAAUGACAAA
Molecule: messenger RNA, 8596 nt
Organism: Ctenopharyngodon idella (grass carp)
Lineage: Eukaryota; Metazoa; Chordata; Actinopteri; Cypriniformes; Xenocyprididae
Gene: frmpd1b
Product: FERM and PDZ domain containing 1b
Exons: 17
Coding region: 617-5656 (1679 amino acids)
Cellular component (GO): cytoskeleton
Molecular function (GO): protein binding
Source: RefSeq, a predicted model, not a curated record